This is a messenger RNA of Urocitellus parryii (Arctic ground squirrel), 2323 nucleotides long. RefSeq names its product T cell activation RhoGTPase activating protein (gene Tagap). NCBI's taxonomy places the organism in Eukaryota, Metazoa, Chordata, Mammalia, Rodentia, Sciuridae. Gene Ontology annotation, biological process: regulation of Rho protein signal transduction; signal transduction. Gene Ontology annotation, molecular function: GTPase activator activity. The record is from RefSeq and is a predicted model, not a curated record.
GUUAGCCAGAGCGGAGUGACAUGCCGUGCCUCUCCUUUCCCACAGCGCACCCGAGAUAAGAGCACUCUGGCCAGAGACCCUCCGAGGACAGAGUCAAGGUCCCCCAGAAGUGAAAUCCAUCCCUAAAAAGCCAGCCCAGAUACCAAUGAGGUUGAGAAGCAACUUUGAUGCGUCAAAAACACUAAGUGCCAGUAACAUGGAGACAUUAAUUGAAUGUCAGUCAGAGGGUGACAUCAAGGAACAUCCCCUGUUGUUGGCAUCAUGUGCGAGUGAAGACAGCAUUUGCCAGCUAAUUGAAGUUAAGAAGAGAAAGAAAGUUCUGUCCUGGCCCUUCCUCAUAAGAAGACUGUCCCCUUUGUCAGAUUUCUCUGGGACUUUGGAGCCAGACUUGAAAGUGUCACUGUUUGAUCAACCCUUGUCAAUUAUCUGCCAGGAGAACGGCGCCCUGCCCAGACCCAUUCAGGAUAUUCUCGCUAUCCUCUGCCUCAAAGGCCCCUCGACUGAAGGAAUAUUCAGGAAAGCAGCCAGUGAGAAAGCCCGCAAGGAGCUGAAGGAGGCGCUCAACUGCGGGGGAACGGUGGACCUGGAAGGGCUGCCCGUACACCUGCUGGCCGUGGUCUUCAAGGACUUCCUCCGGAGCAUUCCCCUGAAGCUGCUGUCCUGUGACCUCUUUGAAGAGUGGAUGGGCGCCCUGGAGAAGCAGAACGAGGAGGACAGAAUUGAGGCCCUCAAGCAGGUUGCAGAUCAGCUCCCCCGACCCAACCUCCUGCUGCUCAGGCACCUGGUCUACGUGUUGCACCUGAUCAGCAAAAACUCCGAGGUUAACAAGAUGGACUCCAGCAACCUGGCUAUCUGCAUCGGCCCCAACAUGCUCACCCUGGAGAAUGACCACAACUUGUCAUUGGAGGCCCAGAGAGACUUGAACAAUAAGGUAAAGACAUUGGUGGAAUUCCUCAUUGACAACUGCUUUGAGAUAUUCGGGGAGAACAUUCCAGCUCAUUCCAGCAUCACUUCUGAUGACUCUCUGGAACACACUGAUAGUUCAGACAUGUCGACCCUGCAGAACGACUCAGCCUACGACAGCUAUGAUCCUGACUUUGAACCCACCAGUGCCAUCCACAAUCCCAGCAGGCAUCCCCAGGUUCCCACAGCCAUGGCUGCCGGUCUGGACAACAGAGGGCCCCAGGACACCUGUGAGUUAAGCCCAGAGCCCAUUGUGAGCACAGUAGCCAGACUGAAACGCUCCAUCAACCAGGCAGACAGGAGGUUCUCAGAACCCAGCCCGCCACCCUCACAAGAGUGCCUUGAGAGCCGGAUGACAAACCAAAAACUAACCAAAAGUGAGGAUGACUUCACCGCGCCCCAGGCCAGCCCUCAUUUGGAAAGCGAGGACACGGAAGACCCGUUUCCAGAGGAGGUCUUCCCUGCAGUAGAAGGCAGAGCCAAGAGACCAGUGGACCUGAUGAUCAAGAACUCAACCCAGAGUUUGCCUUUGCUGCAGGGACCAGGACCCAAAGCCUUCUCCAGCGGCUCCCUGGGUGGGUCCUCUGACAAUUCACCAUCAGCUUCUCCUUCCUGUCCCAAAAAAAAUUUCUUCAMCAGACACCAGUCUUUCACCAUGAAGACUGAGAAAAGCAAGCCCAGCAGAGAAAUUAAAAAGCACUCCCUGUCAUUUUCCUUUGCCUCUCACAAAAAAGUGCUGCCCAAGACCCCGAGCUGUGAGACCGGGAAACCCAAAGACUUUACCAGAGACCAAGUCAAGAAGGGCUUGAGAAAAGAAAGUCAGCUUGCUGGAAGGAUCGUCCGGGAGGGCAGGCCUGACGUCUACAGCCAAGCAGCUGCAGGCUGCGGCUUGCCACCUAGGGCCCCCUCAGUCAAUGACGUGUUCCAGAUGGUUGACCAGAGGAGCCCAGGAAGCCCGCCAUCUUAUGAAGAGGCCAUUCAGAGCCAGGAGUCUGGACUCUUGGCCUAUGGCAGCCAGACCGUGGGAAGUAUGCGGGCGAGAAUGCUGAGCCAGGACUCCAUGCCGCCACCUCCUCUGCCUUCUCACCCUGGAGGAGGCUCCAGGAUUGUCUGCCAUGAAGAAGCACUUAGUGGACGCAGCCUGUCUUCCAUGACURAGUGCUGGGAACAGGGUGGGACUGUGAGUCCCUCUGGGGAAACUCCAGGGCCUGGAACCACACCGGGGAGGCCUGRGCUUCCCAGGCUAAGGACUGUGUCCGAGUUUAUGCAGAAGGACAAGCGGGACUAYCUCAGGCGACGAUGUAGCCAGCCCAUCUUUGAGGCUGACCAACUCCAAUAUGCUAGAGAAUCCUACAUUUAG